Limanda limanda (common dab) is the source of this 2148-nucleotide messenger RNA. It is a transcript of the gene il1rapl1a, whose product is annotated as interleukin 1 receptor accessory protein-like 1a. Gene Ontology annotation, biological process: signal transduction; negative regulation of exocytosis. The record is from RefSeq and is a predicted model, not a curated record. The transcript is spliced from 11 exons. Lineage: Eukaryota; Metazoa; Chordata; Actinopteri; Pleuronectiformes; Pleuronectidae. Bases 1 to 2148 code for a protein of 715 amino acids.
AUGAGACCUCCCAGCCCUCUGCUGAUCUUGCUGUACAUCACACUGUCCAAGAGUGUGAAGGUGGUCUCUAAAAGAGGCUCAGCGGAUGGCUGUACAGACUGGUCAGUGGACUACCUGAAGUACCGGGUGCUGCAGGGCGAGCCCGUGCGGCUCAAGUGCGCUCUGUUCUACGGUUACAUCCGGGCCAACUACAGCCAGGCGCAGAGUGUGGGCCUCAGCCUCAUGUGGUACCGCAGCUCCGGCCUCGGCCACAGCGACUUCGAGGAGCCCAUCUCCUUCGACGGCUCGCGCAUGAGCAAGGAGGAGGACGCCAUCUGGUUCAGACCCGCCGACGUCCAGGAUGUCGGACUGUACUCCUGUGUCUUACGGAACUCAACGUACUGCAUGAAGGUGUCUAUGUCUCUGACCGUGGCGGAAAAUGAAACAAACCUCUGCUACAACUCCGACAUGAGACGAAGCGAGAAGGCCGAGCUCAGCAAGAGUAAAGACAUCCUGUGUCCCGACAUAGACGACUAUGUGGAACCUGGAAAAGAGCCGGACAUCAUCUGGUACAAGGAGUGCCGUCCCAAGCAGUGGCGAGCCAGCAUCAUCCAGAAGAGAGACAUUCUGACUUUCCAGGACGUGAAGGAAGACGACAUUGGGAAUUAUACCUGCGAAAUCCAGUUUGGUGGUUUUGUGGUCAGGAGGACCACUGAGCUCACAGUAACCGCUCCUCUGACCGACAAGCCGCCAAAGAUCCUGUUUCCCUCGGAGAACAAGAUCAGCAAUAUGGAGCUGCAGCUAGGAAGUGCUAUGAACCUGACGUGCCGGGCGUUUUUUGGCUACAGCGGCGACGUCAGUCCGCUCAUCUACUGGAUGAAGGGGGAGAAGUUCAUAGAAGACCUGGACGAAGAGAGAGUCCAGGAGAGCGACAUCAAGUUGAUCAAGGAGCAUCUGGGAGAACAGGAAGUUGCCAUUUCCUUGACCAUUGACUCUUUGGAGGAGGAGGACCUGGGAAAUUAUUCCUGUUAUGUGGAAAAUGGAAACGGCCGUCGCCAAGCAACUAUCCAGCUCUUCAGGAGAGCAGAGCUCAUGUACACGGUGGAGCUGGCAGGAGGGCUGGGAGCGAUCCUGCUGCUUCUCAUCUUCCUCAUCUCCCUCUACAAGUGCUACAAGAUCGAGCUGAUGCUUUGCUACAGGAGGCAGUUUGGCAGCGAGGACAUUGAUGGAGAAAACAAAGACUACGACGCGUACCUGUCCUACACCAAAGUGGACCCCGACCAGUGGAGUCAGGAGACCAGGGAGGAGGAGCGCUUCGCCCUGGAGAUCCUCCCCGACGUCCUGGAGAAACACUACGGCUACAAACUCUUCAUCCCGGAUCGAGACCUCAUCCCGACAGGAAGUCUCACCAAUGAACAUUACCCGGAUGACACUCGGCUCUUUGGAGCCUACAUCGAGGAUGUGGCACGCUGCGUGGAUCAGAGCAAACGCCUCAUUAUCGUCAUGACACCCAACUACGUGGUGCGGAGGGGCUGGAGCAUCUUUGAGCUGGAGACGCGGCUGCGCAACAUGCUGGUGACCGGCGAGAUCAAAGUCAUCCUGAUCGAGUGCGCCGAGCUGCGCGGCAUCAUGAACUACCAGGAGGUGGAGGCCCUCAAGCAUACCAUCAAAACCCUCACCGUCAUCAAGUGGCGCGGCCCCAAGAGCAACAAGCUCAACUCCAAGUUCUGGAAGCAGCUGCAGUACGAGAUGCCGUUCAGGCGCACGGUGCCAAUGCUCAGCCACGAGCCGGCGCUGGACGUCAGCGAGCAGGGCCCCUUCGGAGAGCUGCAGACCGUCUCCGCCAUCUCCAUGGCAGCAGCCACGUCCACCGCCAUGGCCACCGCCCACCCGGAGCUGCGUUCCACCUUCCACAACACCUACCACACCACCAUGAGGCAGAAACACUACUACCGCAGCUACGAGUACGACCUGCCCCCCGGAGGGACCCUGCCGCCUCUCUCUUCCCUGGGGAACCAGCACACCUACUGCAACAUCCCACUGACACUGCUGAACGGACAGAGGCCGCCCGGGAAGAGCCGAGAGCUGAGCCUGGAGGAGGCGCACGCCAACAACGCCAUGCUCCCUCUGCUGCCCCGGGAAACCAGCAUCUCCAGCGUCAUCUGGUAG